This is a messenger RNA of Malaclemys terrapin pileata, 8998 nucleotides long. It is a transcript of the gene VPS37A, whose product is annotated as VPS37A subunit of ESCRT-I. The record is from RefSeq and is a predicted model, not a curated record. The transcript is spliced from 12 exons. NCBI's taxonomy places the organism in Eukaryota, Metazoa, Chordata, Testudines, Emydidae. Gene Ontology annotation, biological process: protein targeting to vacuole; protein targeting to membrane; ubiquitin-dependent protein catabolic process via the multivesicular body sorting pathway. Gene Ontology annotation, cellular component: ESCRT I complex. The coding region runs from base 126 to 1307 and encodes 393 amino acids.
ACUUCCUGUUUCCAAGCAGAGCCCGGGGCUGAGGGUACCGAAACCGGCCCCGCCAGCGGCCGGGCAGCGCUGCGUUCUCCCCCUCGGGGCGGCGGGAGCUGGGUGGCCCGGGCGCCGCGGGGAGGAUGAACUGGCUGUUCCCCCUGUCCAAGGGCGGCGGCUCCUCCUCGUCCCCCGCGGCCCCGCUCCCCGCCCUCACCAGCCUCCAGCAGCAGAAGCAGCGGCAGAUUGAGUCCCUGCGCAGCGCCCAUUCCGCCAUUGCCGAAAUACAGAAAGAUGUGGAAUAUAGGUUGCCAUUCACCGUAAACAACCUGACAAUUAAUAUUAACGUCUUGCUUCCUCCUCAGUUUCCUCAAGAAAAACCGGUGAUCAGUGUUUUCCCGCCAAUAAGACAUCACUUAAUGGACAAACAAGGAGUGUAUGUGGCAUGUCCAUUAAUAAGCAAUUUCACAAUGCACUCUGACCUUGGAAAAAUUAUUCAGAGCUUACUGGAUGAGUUUUGGAAGAAUCCUCCAGUUUUGGCUCCUAGCUCAACAUCAUUUCCAUAUCUUUACAGUAAACCAGCUGGAAUGCCUCCUUAUACUCCUCAGGGUUUUCCGUUUCUUCCUCCAUACCCCCCACAAGAAACAAAUAGAUCUAUAGCUUCUGUGCCAGUUGCUGACUCAGGUUACACUACAGACAAACCCGCUGCUCCAUCCUAUGGCUUGAUCACAGACCUACCAUUACCUGUUCCAACAACAGAAGCACUAUUACAGGUGGGCCAGAAUGGCUUCACUUACAAGAUGCCUGAUGUUCCUGAUGCAUUUCCAGAGCUCUCAGAAUUAAGUAUACCACAGCUGACAGAUAUGAACGAGCAGGAGGAUAUUUUGCUGGAACAGUUUGUGAAUCUGCCCCAGCUGAAGCAAAUCAUAAUGGAUAAAGAUGACUUAGUGAAAAGCAUUGAAGAGUUAGCAAAAAAAAAUUUACUGUUGGAACCCAGUCUAGAGGCGAAAAGGCAAACAGUGCUGGAUAAAUAUGAACAGCUUACUCAGAUGAAAGCCACCUUUGAGAAGAAGAUGCAAAGGCAGCAUGAGCUUAGUGAGAGUUGCAGUUCCAGUGCUUUGCAGGCCAGACUGAAAGUAGCUGCUCAUGAAGCCGAAGAGGAGUCUGACACUAUUGCAGAAGAUUUCUUGGAAGGAAAAAUGGAAAUAGAUGACUUUCUUAGUAGCUUCAUGGAAAAGAGAACUAUUUGCCACUGUAGACGAGCCAAAGAGGAGAAACUUCAACAGGCAAUAACAAUGCACAGCCAAUUUCAUGCUCCACUAUAGACUUUCCUGCAAACUAGACCUGCCAAGAGAAGAGUGAACAAACCCAACAAAGCACAUUUUCUAACACCUAUUUGCAAAUAAGCAUUUCAUCAUAAAUGGUUGUAUUUAUAGAACAGAUUGUAUACAGUGCUGGGACUGUUUUGUACAAAUUAGAAUGACUCUUUAUAUUCUCAUUUUAUUCAAGAAAUCCUUCUAUUGCAAUCUUUGCACUAAUAUUUCUUGUAUUUAUUGUUGAUAGUCCUUACCAUAUUUAAGUUCCUGCUGCUAUCCUGCCAUUCUUUAGAGAUUAAAUAUCUAAACAUGUAACUUUGGCUAGCUUUGUACAUUUUAUAAAACAUAAUUCAUACCUUUUGUAUUUUGAAUUUGAAACAUUUGCUUGGGUUACUUUAUGAAGACUCUUGAGGAUGAUGAACUUUGUGGGGAGGAGAUUGGUAACGCUUUUUAUAAUUGUCAGUGAAAUAUCAGACUUCCCUUCCUUGAUGCCAAAAAUCAACACCAGUUUAUUUUUAUUUCAAAUAAUAUCAAAUUAAACGUUGCCUGCAUCCUGUUGAAUAAGUAGAAUCAGUUUAAGGAACAGAUGCUUUGGAAAAAUAUUAUACCAGCAGUCUGUAAAUAUACUAUCUAUUAUACUAAGAGUACAAAUGGACUCUUCAUUCUGAAGUGACAAGGCACCCAUCACUGUAACUAGCUACAGAGCUUUCAGCCAGACAUCAUCUUUCAUUUUAAGCAAAACCAAAGGAAUUUGUUGUUGCACAACAUAAAAAAAAAAUCAGGCCACCUUUUUACAUAAUUUUGGUGGUGUUUAUUGUCUUUCAUCUGAGGAACUCAAAGCACUUUACAAGCUUUAAUUUAAUUCUCACUUCCCUUGUGAGGUGGUAGUUACCUGGAUUUAAUAUACAAGGAAACUGACUUUUCAGUGGCUGUGCAGUGAGUCAUGGUAAGGGCCAUGAAUGGAACCCUUAUCUGGUGAUUUCUAGAUCUUUGUCCUUUGAUCACUAGACCUGUUUGUCAGGUGCGCUUCCUUUUAGGGGAGGGGAUAUAUAUUUAAUAUGCAUGAACUGCAAAUUACAAACAAAGUUCUACAGGUGAAAAAUGCAACCCUAAGUACUUUUUUUUUUUUUAAAUGUUCUAGUCUGUCUUGCCACUGAAUUGAGUCAUGAAGUGAAAAUACAGAUUCUAGAGAAAUAGAUACAUUUGCUACAUCCUGAAUUUUGGGAUAGAGUUAGUUACUGCAAUUCUGUUUUAUUUCUAUCAUAGUUGUAACUUUCUUCAGGAAUCUUGAUAUUGUUCUCUCUCUUCCCCACACCUCUUCUGAAAAGGUGAAGAGAAGCAGGGUGGAAAUGCAUUAGACUUUCUGAAAAGAGAACUUUUUUCAUGAUCUUGAGUCUGCAGCUACACUACUUAAUCCUGUCAAAUCCGACAAGCUAAACAGGGUUAGACAAGGUCAGUACUUAGAGGUUAGAGUGACACCUACUGGUAGGAAACCUUUAAGUCAGUACUGAAUUGAAUGCUUCCAGCAUUGUGUUAAUAUAGCCACUGUGUUCCUGGAAAUGCUGGUUUUUUGGGGGCUUGAGGUAAAACUUAAAUCUGACUCUUUGUAGUCAGUAAAGAUCCAUUAGCACUUCUUACAAGUGUAGGAAUAUUAACCCAUAUAUGCUGUCCAAAUUUCAAAUGGGGUAAUAUUCUUUUUACCUAAAUUACAUUGAUGGGUGCUUUUUAUAUUCAUAUAGUUACCUGGCAGUUUUAUUUAGGAAAACUUAUUCUCUGUGCUCUAUACUGUGGUGUGCUGUUUUAAACAGCUGCUAAUAUGGUGGUGGGCAAAGUGAUCCCUGAGCAUAGUUUCAGUUUGUAAACCAGAUAGAGAUCUUACAGGAUGAGAGGUAUUAGGCAAGUGAGAGACUACAUGAUGAUUAUAUUCCUUGUACCAAUUAAAGCAUUACCCUUAAAGAUGACUUGUACAUUUUAAUCCUCAAAAAAACAUUUGAACAUUAAAAUGUACAGCUGGGAGAAGUUUUGCCUCAAAUAUUUUUUUUGCUGAAAAAUGCAGAUUUGGAUCAGCUAAAACAACUGGUGAAUUUGGAUUGGUCAAUUGGAAAGGGGCACCCAUCAGAGAUGUUGAAACAGUUAACUUCAGCAUUUUUGAAAGUUAAAUGAUUCAACUUUUGUUUAAGAAAAAUAUUUUUGAAUUUCCCUCAAUUUUAUUUUUAAAAACCCUCAAUCUAAACUUAAAUGUUUUAGAUUGACACUCUACUUUUUUUUAUAUUAGUUUGCUGAUAAUUGCAAAACAUUUUUGUUUCAGGCUGACCUGAAACUUUUUUAUUUUAUUUUAUUUUUUGCACCUGCACCAAAUAUUACGUUCUUUUGUAGCCCUCAGAGUAUGUUCUACACACUGAUUAAUGAAAGUAUGUGGGUGUGGCUUUCAAAACAAUAAGUAGCUCACAAUUUCCCUCUUCCCUUCCCUUUUAGUGCAUGUACAUUAAGUAGAUUUACUGCAACUCCACUCUGAAAUAGCUGUCCCAUUGAGAGUGCUGGAACAUGAAGGCUGCUGUUGGGCCUAUGGAAAGUCUGUUUUCUAUAAUAUUGCAUGUUCUAGGCCUAAUGAAACUUUAGGAAAUGCUUAAUACAGUAUUAGAGAAGACAGACAGACUAAUGCCUGUUGACAGCCUGCACUGCAUAGCCUCACACUUUGUGCCAAAGUAUAUACAGAUGUGUUACACCAAGUGAAAAACGGUGAUAUUCAGAAAAUAUUCAGUUCAGUAAUUUGCAAAUUAGGAACAGAGGACCCAAUUUGUCAUCAGUAUUCCUCUACUUUAGUUGGUUACGUCUGUACUGCAGUAACUGAUUUAAUUUCUCUAUUUACUGCUGUUUAAUGGUAAUUACCUUAUAUUAACUUCCAUCUCAGCAGUAACAUUUUUUGUAUUUAAUGUAAAUCUCUAUCCUUCUCCUUUGGAUCAACUGACAGCUGACAUGCAGAGCUGAAUUCUCUGUGUAGGGGUCAUAACACUUCAUAUAUUGAAAAGAUUUCUUCCACCUGCAGUAUAAAGCAGCGAAGUCAAAUACGUUCCUUUGGGAAUGUCUUGUAUACAACAAUAGCUGGCUGACAAGAUCUCCCACUGGGAUUACACACUCUUGAAAGGGGCCAUUUUAACAUCUGCCAUAUACUUCCCAAUCUGUUUCACAUUCUUUUAUUCUAAAGUGAGGUUGAUAACUAUCAAAUUUCACCAGCACUAUGAGCAGCAGACUUUAUUACAUAUAAGCAGAUUGUAAGUUACUAGCUGGGUCAGUUGCAUAACCAUUUUAUAAACAGGUUUGGAAUUAAUCACAUGGUUUUUUGCUCUUCAGAUGCUCCUAUAGCUGUACCACUUUGGAACUUGGCCAAAAACAGGUUAGAAACAGUCAGGGCAAGCAACCGUUUCUUACCAGUCUUCAUUAUUGUUUCCUUUUAAAGACCUAGGAAUAUGUCCCUUGAGGCUCAAAAGUAAGUCUGACUAUAAACCUUGGGGGAGAAAGUUUAAGGUAGUUGUGUAUAUGUACCGGACUGACUAGUGUACAUUGUAAUAUGUGAAACUCUAUAAAUAAAGCUUUUUAAAAUAAUCAAUCUGCUAGUCCUUUACCUACCAUGUGGAUACCAUGUACUCUGACUGCAGGACCUCUUAGUGAAAUUGGAACCAUUUAUCAUGUUUCUUAAUUGCUAUUAGUUGUAAUAUAGUCAGUGCUGGACAGGCUGUUUUGUAUCCCUGUGGCUGGUGCUCAGAUAAUGGCACUGGGAAGCUUCUCCCACACAACCAGUGAAUGUGGAAGCCAGCCUGAUACUGGGAUAAAUACUCAGAGCCAACAUGCCCAGCCCUCUGUACUGAAUUACUCUGUCCCUCUUAAGUCUUGACACCAUCAACUCCCCGUGCUUCCUUCAGAAACUAGUUUCAGCUGAGGAGUGGCUAGUACUAUGGUGUUAAUCAAUGGUCAAAAUUAUUGGCUUUCAUAGCUCUCUUUAUCGCCCUUGUAAAUGACACAUCUGACCUGCCUUUAAAGAUCAAGACAAUUUAUAGCUUUUGUCCUUUGUUAGAGAAGUUAAGAUGCAUCAUAUAGCCCUCUGUAUGUGUCUGUGGAAACUACAGUGCAUGCAGCAGCUGAUGAAAGUUGAGUAAAUGAAGGCGACAAAUACUGCCAGCUACUAGAAAGAAAAAAACGUAUCUGGGCUCCAUCCUCAUAAGUGCUGAAUAAACAAAUGCCUCAUUGGAUUUUCCUCCAGUGUACAUCCUUUGUAUCUUAAACAAAAAAACCUGAAGCUCUGCUUGGAGAAGAUCUAAAUUAGAGUUGAUCUGACAUUUUUUCUUCUGCUGGCAACUUAGCAACGUUUAGUUUAAAAUUGAAUUGCUUAUCUUUUGUUGUAUGUACCCCAUCUCUGGUUAUGUCUUCAUGGCAACCUAGGUCAUCAGCACCCAGGCUAGCCACGUGUGAGUGGCCACACCCAAGUUACUGGGUCCACAUUAGUACUACACUCACCCAUGGAAUGUGCCAGAACUCCUGGGGAUAUAGCCCAUAGUUCUUAGUGCUGCAGUAAGCCAAGUCACUAUGAUUCCUUCCCAGUGAAUUGUGGGAAGGCAGUGCAGGGCUAUAAGCACUUGAGUGGUGUGGCCUGCAUACUCCCUGCAAAACUGGCAGGUUACUAACCAAUGUGUAAAUAGCACAAAGGCUUUAGCCUAUAUCCCAGGACUAGUCAGCUUGCUCUGAUGUAAAUCAACAUCAUGCUUGGCUGAGAGGGUUUUGUGGAGAGCAGCAAGGUUAAAGGCAACAGCCAAAUUAGAGCCCAAGUUAACUCUUGACUGAAGACCAAGCCUCUAAUCACUGCAGGCACCAUUCUUCCUCGUCAUGUAGCCUUGUAAUUGGGGGUUAUUUUUUCAACUCCUUGUGCUUUGUCCCCCACAGACUCCAACUCCUGCCUUCUCGUUAUCAAACUGACAUGAGUGCAUGUCUCUCGACACCACUGAACCUAGUUCAGGCCCUCCUCAUCGCCCAUCUGGACUAGUGCACCCUCAUCUCCAGCCUCACGAACCAGCAUUGCUUUCUACCUUCUCGCCCCAUCCACUGAAAAUAUGGCUUCUAGCAUUCUUUUUCUUGCUGGUGGCUCUGACCACAUAAUUCCUCUCCUUGAUUAUUUUAAAAACCUGCAUUGCCUGCCUCUGGUUUUGAGCCAGCUAGUUCAAAUUUCUUCAUCUCACCUUCAAAGCCUUUCCCAAUUGUCUGUUGUUUUUUACCAUGUUGUGUACUCCACCACUAAUGCCCAAUCAUUCCUCUUUUUGUCCGCUUCUCCCAUGCCAUCUCCAUGCAGCCUCUGAGUGUAGAAAUGAAUUACUUAUGAAUUAAUCUGUGAAAUUGCCAACCCGCCCCUUCAAAUUUCCACUCCAAAUCCUGGUUGGAAAAAAAAGUCAGACAACCAAUGAUACCAGCGUUUAGGGAUUUUUUUUAUUAUUAUUAUUAAAUUAAAGAUAGGUGAAAUCCUGGCCCCAGUAAAAUCAAUGCCCUCAUUCCCAUUGAGAUCAACAGGAUUUCACUGUUAGAACCAUCUGCCACCAUAAACACUUAACCUAUAUUACGUGGUUAUUUUAAUUUCUUUCUUCUUCCCAUCACACUCAUUGUGUUGUGUCUCAAAUUACAGAGUAGUCAUGCAAAAGUUCUAGGGUGACUAAAAUAGGAUUUCAUAAUAGUGGUCAUGUCCGUUUUCUGCAAAAAUGGAGAUAAUGGCUAGCUGAUGUAGGAGAAUAUGGGGGAAAAAAUCUCUCAUUCCAAUUGAUAUGCCUCUUGAAUUUCCUAAGCAUUAUGUUACAAAGUUAUGUGAGCAAGCCUCUCUUUAAUGCACUAAUGUGAAUCAACAACAUGCAACAGUUGCAGUUUAUUUUUUUUAAGUAUUUUUCAUCAGGCUAGUAUAAUGCUACAACACACACAUUUACAAUGAAAAUGACUAAACCAAAGUUCCAAGCACUGUAAGGCAUACAAGUGGGAACUGCUCUAUAAAGAUGGGUGUCUAAAACAGUCAUAUUUUACAUAUAAAAAUCAUUACAAUAAUUUCACACGCAACAUGAAGCUAGUGCUUCCAUUUUGCAUAUAUAACAUUCUUAAGUUUUGCAUCUAUUUCUAGAUAUGUCUAAUAGCGCAGACAAAGUAACACCAUAAUCUACACAAUUACAUUUUAAUGUGCAACAAUAUUGUGAGAAUCUCUGAAAACUACUAAUCUUUUGUAUUUUAAAGCAGAAUGUAUUUGCAUAACUUGUUCUCGUUGCCAUCUUGAUUGUGUGUGUAUAUUUCUUCAAGAAAACCCAUUCAAAAUUGCCUUUAACAUCAAACUUUACAGCCCAUGUUCAAAAUAUAAAAUAUGAAAUACACUUUUUCAAAGUACAAUUAAAAUCAGGACUUUCAUUUAUUAAAAAUGCAUAAAUAUUUUAAAAUAUAUAGGGCCAGAGUCUCAGCACAGUAUAAAUUGUCAUAGUUCCAUUUACUUGAAUAGAGCUACAAGGAUUUAUGCAAGCUGAGGAUCUGGUCAUUGAAUUUAAUGCUAAAAUAAGGCUUGCUAAGAGCAACUAACUUUUUUGUCCAAUUAUGGCAGCUCCCCUCUGAGGCUGGAGGCUAGCUGUUCUUUUUACACACAAGGCUUCUUAUCAGAAUGAAAACUUCCCUGCAAAAGUGGACUAAAUUACUAGAAUUUUAUUAAAAAUCAACACAUUUAGGAAUAGGUAUGGCAUCUGACUAUGCAAACGCUGCCUGUAAAACCUGUUCUUGAAACAUUAACAAGAACUACAACUAAAGCAAACUUGCACCUUUACCAUUUUAUGUUCAACUACUUCAAAAAGAUAAGGAGAGAGGACCAAUAAAUUAGAUUUUUAAAUGGUUCAAUUGUAAAUGCUGGCACACAAAAUAAAAGACAAAGUAAAGUAAUUUAGUAUAAACAAGAGACUCCAAAAUGUUAGUAUUUUACUGGCUUCUACUUCAAACAGAGUUUUAAUUUUUUUAAAUUGCAUAUUUCCAGACCUUCGUUACUAAGAUCUUAACUUAUUAAAAUGGAUAGAGGUUAAAAAAAAUCAUUUUAGACAACAUAUUUUGUUGCUUUUUUUCACUUCACUCAGUGAAAAUAAAUUACUUAUUUCUAGUCAGUUUCCCAUAUAGGUUUUUACAUCCUAGCAAUAUUCAACCGUGUUUGGUUGGCAAAUACAGCAAGAGAAAUUUACAUUCAGAUGAAAAUGUCUUCAUUUAAUUUAUUUUAAAACAAGACAUUUCUAUCAGUGUUAGGAUUUGAGAAAAUAUUUUUUGCAAUAUCUAAUUUCUGGGCCUAGUCUACUGAAAGUAUCUUUUUAACUUCAGUUUUGGGGUAAUAUUUUAAAAAGUAACUUAGGCCCUUAGGUGCUUAGGGUAAAAUUUUCAAAAGUCUCACUGAAAGUCAAUGGGACAUAGGCACUUUUGAAAAUUUUAGCUGUGGUCUUUAAAAAUUGACUCUUUUUGGAAUGAUUACAGAAAUAAUACAAUGUAAAGGCUAGAAAAACAACACUAUUUAUUACUUAGAUUGUAAGCCCCUUGGGUAGAGACUGUUUUUGUUCUAUGUUUAUAUAAUGCCCAGCACAGUUGGGUCCUGCUCCAAGACUUGGGCUCCUAGGUGCUAUGGUAAUACAAAUAAUAAAUAAAGUAAACUCUGAUGCCUAUCA